Leucoraja erinaceus (little skate) is the source of this 907-nucleotide messenger RNA. Its product is annotated as gamma-crystallin S-1-like. The transcript is spliced from 3 exons. NCBI's taxonomy places the organism in Eukaryota, Metazoa, Chordata, Chondrichthyes, Rajiformes, Rajidae. Gene Ontology annotation, biological process: visual perception; lens development in camera-type eye. Bases 318 to 845 code for a protein of 175 amino acids. Gene Ontology annotation, molecular function: structural constituent of eye lens. The record is from RefSeq and is a predicted model, not a curated record.
GCUUCUUCGAGAACUGCAGUGAAAGCAGGGUUUAAGGAACACAAUGGACUCUAAUGCAUGGUCUCUGUGUUAACACAAUUAAAAUGACAUGGAGGCAAAAUGAGACGAAAGAUACAUAGGUACGUUUAAGUACUUUCCUUUGCAAUGAGAUUUUGUGUCAUGCGUUUUGUUGCAUUAAUGCUGACUUUACAAUAUUGUAAGUCAUUAGAAUAACAAAAGCGCUGCCUGGAUAGGCCUUUCUGCCAACCGUAUAAAUACUGAGCAGUGUGUGAGCAUGAUACAUUCAGUUAGCUAGCGAGUUCACUGGAGAGCACAACAUGGGAAAGAUCAUCUUCUACGAGGACAGGAACUUCCAGGGUCGGCACUAUGAGUGCAGCACCGACUGUGCCGACCUGUCCUCUUACUUCAGCCGCUGUAACUCCAUCCGUGUGGACAGUGACUGGUGGGUGGCGUACGAGAGACCCAACUACAUGGGGUACCAGUAUGUCCUGAACAGGGGGGAGUAUCCUGACUACCAGCGCUGGAUGGGAUUCAACGACAACAUCAGGUCCUGUCGCACCUACCCACACUACCAGGGAGGCAACUACAGGAUGAAGAUUUACGAGAGGCCUGACUUUGGAGGACAGACGAUGGAAUUCAUGGACGACUGUCCCUCCGUCUACGAUCGCUUCCGUUACCGUGACAUUCACUCCUGCCAAGUGACGGACGGUUCCUGGAUCUUCUAUGAACAACCCAACUACAGAGGCCGACAGUACUUCAUGAGACCCGGGGAGUACAGGAAAUACAAUGACUGGGGCGGCUACAACUCCACCAUCGGGUCUUUCAGGCGCAUGAGGGACUUCUAGAAUGUUUCUGGAAAGCAUGUUGAAACUGUGGUCAACAUAAUAAAAUCAUCUUUAUUACACCA